Schistosoma rodhaini is the source of this 4387-nucleotide messenger RNA. The record is from the annotation of a GenBank genome assembly. Lineage: Eukaryota; Metazoa; Platyhelminthes; Trematoda; Strigeidida; Schistosomatidae.
AUGCCAACUGUAAGUAUGGCUAAUUUCGAUAGCGAAGACCUAUUAAGUGCUAGGCUCCUAUCAUUUAUGGCUAAUGGUGAUCAAUCGAACUCGGAGGGGCAGUAUCAUAUGAGUGGAAAUACUGACUUUAAUACAUCAAAUUUUUAUUCACUUAUGUCGGAAUCUGGAAAUACAAGUUUCAACAUUAAUUCACCAGGUCACCGAAACGUCCAAACCUCACUAAUUUACGACAGAACAUCUAGUGGGAUAUCUUUAAGUCCUUCGAAUGAAAAUGGAGUAUAUGGUGGGGUACCUGUUAGUCCCAUAUCAGGGCCAAGUACCCCUCCUCCGACUGUUAUGUCUCAAGCUGAUUUGGCCGAUAAUUUCCCGAAUAUGCGUUACAACCAUAUUGGAGUACCUCCUUACUCAGCACUUACGUCUCCAUGUCUAGGUAACAAGUUGGGGUCCAUCCCACAACACUCAUUGUUAAAUUUGAACAACGGAGCUGGUGAUCGUCACAGUUUGCAAAACUCUCCAUUUUACAAUCACUAUCCUGGAAAUUUGCAGACACAUUUACAGCGACAAUAUCCUGGGUUAUCACCAGGACCUGCUGGGACAUUAUUUUCUAAUGGGGUGGGUGGAUUUGGUACUACGUCACAAAAUCUAAUAUCAAAAAAUGGAUUAUAUCAGGAUGCUGCAUUUUCACUUCCCGGUUUUCGUCCUACAAACUCAAGUUCCACAUACUGCCCUCAGCGAGAACUGUUUCCUACCAUCCAGUCAUCCCAUCCAAGUAACAGCUGCCAUAACUUUGUGGGUCCUGGUCUUUUGAUGCAAGAUCGUUUACACUACUAUGCUAUCGCACAGAAGCAUGGGUUUAUAGUUGGUGCCGAAUUGGAGCGGAUUAAGGAAAACUCACGCCGUUCUACAAGUCAGUCUUACGGCAGAAUUUCAGCAUAUUUUCGUAAUCGUUAUGGUGAAACAGAAGCUAAAACCAAAGCAGCGUACCUCCAACUAGGAGUGCGGGUGCCAAGCAAGGAUCAUGUUUCAGAAAUUGUUGGAAAAGGUGGUCAAAAAAUCAAAUUGAUACGUGAAGAAACUGGCGCUUUAAUUACAACACCUGGUGAACAAGAAGAACAUGUGUUUAUCAUUGAAGCUCCCCCAGAAAUAGCGAUGCGUGUUGCUCAUCAUCUAGCCACCAGGGCACAAGAAAUAACUCAAAGUAAGAUUGUUGCAGGCGAAAGAAGACGUGGUUCUACUAGUUCCCAGCCAUGUGGUACAGAUAGCGGAGUAAAUAUGACUAAUGCGUCUACUGGUAACUCAGGACCAAACUUAACGCCUGGUGGUUCAAACAACUUCGUUAUUUCUAACACAUGUCCUGCUUCUGGGCUUUUAUCACUAAGCAACAGUGUGAAUAACUCACCACUUCAUCCAUCUACAACUGUAAAUGCACAUUUCAAUGGUGUUAUUCUUUCUUCAAACAGCUCUGUCCGUAGUUCAAAUGCAACCAUAUUUACUCCCUCAUUCUCAAGUUUACCAGCUAGUCCAGGAAACUCGAAUUCAUUGGGUAGUCAGUUACAAACGAAUACAAUAACGAGCACUGGCAUGUUUUCAAGCACAAGUACACCUGGUAGUCGUGUGCUUUUGGCACGUGGUCGAAUAUCUGUUCCUCAGGAAAUGGUGGGUAAGAUAAUUGGCACUCAGGGGUCAAUUAUUACUACUAUACAAAAGGAUACUGGCACGGAGAUAAAAAGCCCUCCUAAAGAAGCUGUACGUGGUCCAAAUGCAACGUCUGAAUUCGAAAUUUCAGCAUAUCAAGGUUUAGGCUUAAGUUCGAACCAGGCUGCUGAAUGUAGAGUGCAACAAGCCAAGCAGUUGAUUGGUCACUUAGUAAUGAGACAGUUGGAACGACGCGCCAGCGAGGAGGUGGAAGAGGCUUCUGGAUCAUCUAAUAUAAGCUCUGAAGAUCAAAGAGUUAAUGGUCCCAGUGCAUCGACAGUAUCUAAUGUUUGUAACAGCACUUCAAAAACAAACGGUGGCGGUAAUAAUGGUUGGAUGUGGCCUGAUGUUGCUCAAAUGGAUUCACAAGAAGCUCGUGAAGUUUUAGAUCGCAUACUUGUGGAGUCCAAAAAUAAAACUCGUCGAGCCAAAGAGCUCGCUGUUGUUUCUACAGGGCCUGCAUCAACAUCUGUAUGUUCGAUAACCACUAUGAAUACUCAGAGUUCGUUACUUAAUCUAAAAGGUUGUAAUGGUUCUCAAAGUUUAUCUGGAGAUAAUCAACAUUCUAAUCAUUUUCAGUCUCACUUACUGAAUGGGACUUAUUUUGACAGUGCUCAAACGAAUGGCUGUGAGGAUGUAAUUUCUGGUGAUGCCUCUGCUUGUAAUGGCAACUCAAGCAAUCAAUGUGCACUAAAUAAUGACUCAAGAAUGUUAACAACUCCAUUUAGUCUAAACAAUGGCCACUUUAAUCAUCGUUCUUCAACUACAUCAACUGACGGUGCAUCUAAUGGAUUCCAAAUGUGUAUUCCACGUACUGUUCAGAGUUUCGACUUAUCUCUAUCAAAUGAUUUCCUUACUAAUAUAAACCGUGCCCCUGGUUCUAAUUUGGUUUCUGACAUAUGGAACUCAGUAGCUCCGCCAUUCACCUCAGUUCCAACGGAUUCCAGUUCACAGCUUCAUGGUUACGUUGGCUCUAGUUCCACACUAAAUAAUAUAAUGAAUCCGUCAUCACCUAGUCGUAAUGGCAAUUCUAUCAAUUGUUCAAAUCGUAUUAUAAGUAGUCGUACAUUAGAUAAUUCUUUCGACACUGCAAUUUUCAACUUCAGCGACACAAGACGGGAAACAGAUGGUGACAUCAGCCCAACUAUCUUGCUUCAUGACCGUUUACAACAUGAACAAGAUCUACACCAACCUCUAACUCGUCGACAUAGUGAUUGGAUCGUCCCUUCUUCUCAUUUGCUGACUGAGCUUUCAGCUGAUUCAGGGAAUACUGCUUCUUCACCAGGUCGUCAUAAUGUAGUUAUCGAUAGUGAACCAAAUUCACAGUCAUAUUCGGUAAACAACUUUAAUUUUAUCCAUGAUUUAGAUCAGUUAUGUUUGAGCUCGUCCUGUGAUAAAGAUGCUGCCGCCAAUGUUACUACCACGAUAUGCACCACAUUGAAUAACUGUGUAACUAUUUGUCCUCCUGGUUUUGAAACACAUGACCUCAACGAAAAUGAAUCUGUCUUCAGUCUUAAAACUAAGGAGUCGCUGGUAAAUUCUACUAAACUCUGGUCAUCUUCAAAUCCUAGUAAAACUCACUGUACUGGUAAUAUUACUAGUAAUACUAUAAAUGGUGUUAAAAAUAUUAAUAUUUCUCAUAAUCUACCACCACCAUGUACUGAAUCACUUGUUGGAUCAAGAACAUUUUCUAAUACUUCUGUACUGCAACGUUUGUUCAAUAAUCCAACAAGUCAAGCCUGCAAUCCAAUUUCUACGAAUAACAAUGAUUUUAAUAUGUCCGGCCGUUUGAACAGUUCCUUUUGGCCUCAGGCUAGUAAUGAUCACAUUCCGAUUUGUUGUUCAUCAAAUAACAUUGACGAUUCUUUUGGAUUUUCUUAUUUGCAAAGUGAGAAUCAGUUUCAACACCAUCAAAGUGAUGCUGCUACGCGAAGUUCAUCAUUUUUUCCUGAAAAUUUAAAUGAAUACACCGGUUCGAUUGGGAUUAAUAAUGGUAGUAUUAAUGAUAAUAGUAAUAAUAAUAAAGGAGCAGAAAACACAGCUAAUAAUAGUAGUAGUCAAUCUGCACGUUGUGGUACUAUUGGUGAAGGUCGUCGUCGAAGACGCCCUAGUCCAAAUCUGUUAUCAACUAAUAACGAUACUAUGGCUUUAUCAGUUUCAUCUUCAUUGGCGUCUAUUACAGAAGUGGCCUAGAUAAUCCCGCUUCAUGGUAAUCUGUAGCAAUUUUAGCCUUUAAACUAUUUAAGUGAUCUUUUUAUUUCACUUAAAAUAUUAGUGAAUUAUGGACUUGGCAUGCAAUAGAUUAUUGUUAUGUAUUAUUUAAUUUUAUCAAUUUUUCACAAUCCUAAUAUCACUUUGGUGGUAUGUAUUACAUUUGUAUGUUGACAGUGUGAAACUUCGUUAUCGCAUUUCGGGAAACUAUUAGUACUAUUUGAUAAUGGUAUACCUGUGGUAUUGUUUUUUUUUAAAAAUAAUUGCUUUCCUAUUUCACAAUUGGCUUCCACGAAUUGCUUAAGUAAACCCCAUCACCUAAUCCUCUCUAAUUCUCAUAACACUCAAUGUUGUCCAUUUUCAAAGUACUGUACGUACAUAUGUUCAAUCAUCUUUCUCUCGAAAAUUCCAGUUGUUAUACGUAUACUUCAAUUUUGUCUCUUUUAUUGAGUAAUUCUUUGAUCUACAACAACGAUUCUUG